Maylandia zebra (zebra mbuna) is the source of this 2892-nucleotide messenger RNA. RefSeq names its product germ cell-less, spermatogenesis associated (gene gmcl1). Gene Ontology annotation, biological process: germ cell development. Gene Ontology annotation, molecular function: protein binding. The record is from RefSeq and is a predicted model, not a curated record. NCBI's taxonomy places the organism in Eukaryota, Metazoa, Chordata, Actinopteri, Cichliformes, Cichlidae.
CGAAGAAGAAGAAGAACAAAAAAAAACAGCCUCAGAAAUUUUUAGUUACACAUCAUCUGCUAUCUUUGACUUUACUUUCGCUAUAAUUUAGAAAAAUGUAACUUGAAGCAGAGGCAGAUGUGCUGUCUGGAGACCUGUACGGAGCAGCAGCCAGUCAGAAUAAGCGCUGUUACUGUUUUUAUACACGAUUCUGGUUUGUGAAUGUGGCAGCUAAGCUAGCUCUGAGGCUGGAUCGCCUCUUAUCUAGCUCGUCAACGUUUGCGCUGAGAUAAUCAGCCGGUGUUUACCGUCCACAUUAACACGUCACACGUCUCCCUCUCAGCCUUCUCCCUGUCAUAAUCAGCAGCACAGAAAUGGGAAUUCUGGGCAGCAGGUUUCAGCUGUCCUCUCAGGGACCAGAAGAGGCCACAGAGGGCACAAGUACCAACCGCAAACAUAACUGCGAGUGUAAGAAGAGGAAACGAAAUGCUCAGUGUGACUGUGACAGUGAUCAAGAGGAGGAUGAUGGCAUACUCGAUACACCUCGCAGGAAGAAAUUAAAAAGCACAUCAAAGUACAUUUAUCAGACCUUGUUUCUGAAUGGGGAAAACAGUGACAUUCGUAUCUGCGCUCUGGGACAGGAGUGGAACCUCCACAAAGUGUACCUCUGCCAGUCGGGGUAUUUCUCCAGCAUGUUCAGCGGAUCCUGGAAGGAGUCCAGCAUGAUGGAAAUCAACCUGGAGAUCCCAGAUCAGAACAUUGAUACUGAAGCUCUACAAGUUGUGUUUGGGUCCCUGUACCGUGAUGAUGUUCUGAUCAAACCCAGCAGAGUCGUCAGUAUUCUUGCCGCUGCUUGUAUGCUACAGCUGGAUGAUUUGAUCCAGCAGUGUGGCGAAACCAUGAAGGAAAACAUCAGUGCAAAGACUGUGUGUGGCUACUAUGCGUGUGCUAGCAUCUAUGGCCUGGAUUCAGUCAUUAAAAAAUGUCUCGAGUGGCUUCUAAACAACCUGAUGACCCACCAAAAUAUCGACCUGAUGAAAGAACUUGGGGUGGAGGUCAUGGAGCAACUCAUCCAGUCCUCUGACUUGUUUGUCAUGCAGGUGGAGAUGGAUGUUUACACUGCUCUGAAAAAGUGGAUGUUUCUGCAGCUCAAUCCGCUGUGGGACGGCCCCAUCAAGCAGCUUCUGGCUGAUGCCGACGCCUGGCUUUGCAAGCGCAGGACAGACCUUUGUGAGAAGGAACCCUUCUUGAACACAGAUGAGGGCGUUCCUUUUCGGUCAGUGUUCAACUUUGUGCGCCUGCAGUACAUCAUCAAUGACCUCGCGUCUGCACGCAUCUUGGAGAGGGACAACAUUUUGCCUCUUGACUGGUUGACGUCCGUGUAUAAAAACCAGUGGUUCGCCAUGCUCCGGACAGAGUUUGAGAAUGAUAACGGUCCUCAGGAGCCCAACAAAGACGAGUUUGAGCAGAGCAGCAUGAGGUGUGGCAGGAAGCUCAUUAAAGAUGGAGAUUACUGCUGGAGGUGGACGGGCUUUAACUUUGGUUUCGACCUGCUGGUGACCUACACAAAUCGCUUCAUCGUCUUCAAGAGGAAUACUCUGAGUCAGCCAUGUGGGGGCGCUGUCAGUCUACAAGCACGAAGACACUUGGCAUACAGGUUACGUCUUGCCUCCUUUGACAGUCGUGGAAAGCUGGUCUGCAGUCGCUCAACAGGUUACCAGCUGCUCACUUUAGAGAAAGACCAGGAGUAUGUGGUGAUGAAUCUGGACAGCCGGUUGUUAUCAUUCCCCCUCUACGUGUGCUGUAACUUCCUGUAUACAUCACCUCAGUCAGAUCACCGUCCAGACUCCUCAGACAAAGACAGGUCUGCUCACAGUGUGUCUUGAUACCUGCUCACCAGCCAUUAGCUGCUGCCAUUCUUCUGUUACCGCAGAGACACUUGACACAAGCUUGUAUGUACAAUCUAUGGCCUCAUUUAACACAUUUUGACACUGGACAUACCGUCUGCAUGCUCUCUAAACUCAGCGAGAUGUUCUUGGGGAAAAAACGUUUUGUAUAUAUGUCUACAUGGGGUUUACAGUAUAAUGAAGCCCUAUGCUAGUGGUCAAGAGGGAUCGGACCACCUUUUGCUCUCAGAGAAGCUUCUCUCCACCUUGUACCUCUGCUGUUAACCAUCUGCACUGGGAUGCUGGACCAUUCUUAAAGAUGGGAAACCUCCAGGUGUUUGGUCAUUAAGCAGACUUUGUAGGGCUUGACUUUACACUUUGUUUUUUCACUGUGUACAGGACAUCGUCAUCGGGAGCACAAACAAACACAGUGAAACUGAGUAGUUCCAUCACAUUUCAGAGCUUCUUACAAUUUCCUAAGAGGAAACACACAUCUGUUCUUAGAAGGAGAAAUUGUGCGAUGUCCACCAGCAUCACAAGUUUAAGACUCAGUAAUCCUCCCCAGUUAAAGCUGAGGUUGCAGUAAAUACUUGUGCUAUCUGGUGCUCUCAGCAUAAUCUUGUUUUUUUGGCUCACAAAAUAAAAAAAAUUCCAGAUUUCCUUUCUACAGUAUUUAUCAGCUACACUCCCCACUGUGUGUUUGCUGGUAUUAAGACAGUCACCUGCUCACUCUUCUUUUACAGUGCAGCUGCUUCUUGUUUGGCACUCUACCAUCUAUACUCUAAGUACCAUUUAAGUUCUGUUUUUGAAUACUUAUCAUAUUAAUUUGGGAAAUAUUUGUUUGGCGGUUUUCUUAAUCUGUUGUUACCUCAUGUCGUUUUGAUAUCUAAUGGAGGUGAAAGCUUUUAUUUGGCCAUUAUUUAUUAUUUUGUACUUCAUUUUUAUUCGUAUCGAUGUACUUUUGAAAACAAUUUCUCCACUGCCAAUAAAAUUGCCCUCUGACACGGGCUGUGGUGCUAUCACAUAA